This is a messenger RNA of Cydia pomonella (codling moth), 619 nucleotides long. Its product is annotated as coiled-coil-helix-coiled-coil-helix domain-containing protein 10, mitochondrial-like. The record is from RefSeq and is a predicted model, not a curated record. Bases 119 to 514 code for a protein of 131 amino acids. Gene Ontology annotation, biological process: mitochondrion organization. The transcript is spliced from 4 exons. Lineage: Eukaryota; Metazoa; Arthropoda; Insecta; Lepidoptera; Tortricidae. Gene Ontology annotation, cellular component: mitochondrion; nucleus.
AUUAAAAAAAAAUAGACGUCAAAUUUCAGAAAAUUAAUUAAAAUGUGUUAAAUAAAUACUGUUAAUAAAUUAUAAAAUGGACCUUGCAUAAAAUUUCACUAAACCAUCCCUGGAAAAUAUGCCAAUUGGUCGUAGUAGAAGCGGCAGCCGUAGCCCGAAGACACCGUACUCCAGGGCCGAAAGGCAAGCGCCGUCACGGGCGCCACCGAUCAUCGUUCAGCCGCAACGUUCGGUGUUCCGCGAUGCUGCUGCUGUGGCGGGCGGCGUAACUGUCGGGACCACCAUGGGUCACAUAGCGGGUGAGGCUAUCAGUAGCCUGUUUAGCGGUCGCCGGCGCCAGGAGGUGGUAGAGGUGCUUCCCCGCAACUAUUCCAUGGAGCAGCCGCCGUCCGGCCCCUGCGCCUACGAGAUCGCCACGUUUCUCAACUGCGCGGCGGACCACCAGGACCUGGGUGAAUGCGCUGCUUUCAAUGAGGCGCUUAAGCAGUGCAAGAAGCGACAUGGUCUAAACUGAGGCCGAGUGACAUACUUCUGCAGUUAUCCAUCACCUAUCUAAUACUAAAUCAGUUUUAAUGGUUUAUCCCAAAUAAAACCUAUAACACCGCAAUAAAAAAAUAAA